Messenger RNA from Marchantia polymorpha subsp. ruderalis, 1237 nucleotides. NCBI's taxonomy places the organism in Eukaryota, Viridiplantae, Streptophyta, Marchantiopsida, Marchantiales, Marchantiaceae. The record is from the annotation of a GenBank genome assembly.
AAAGACCCUGGCAAAGUCAACGGAAUUCUCGUGGGCAGCGCAGCAUGCGCUAGGACCGCCGUGACCAUCUGUUCAAUCCACCCGAGGACAUGGAAAUUGGGCCGCAGAAUACGAAACCUGCGGUUGCCGCCGGCUGAAACGCUGCGUACAGCGGAAUUUCAAGAGCCGGCCCGACGUGGUAUGUGCUCAACAGCGUCACCGCCAUCGCCUCACCAUGACCAGCCCUUCGCUGUUGUUGCAACCUUACUCCAGGAUCACAGACGCCAGUUCGAGUGCCAUAAACGGUGAGAUCGUUCACAGAAUCAUCGGGCAGGGCAUUCGUAGACCUCACAGUCGACUUCCAGAUUCCUUGAGAUCUCGACGAGAAUUCACAAAAUGACCACCUCCGCCGCACUUACAGCUCCUCUGGUGCCGUCAUCGGCCAUCACGAUACGAGAUCGGGAGCCCUCGGAAGAGCGGUCUGAGCUUGCGAAUGUGAAAGUCGGAACCGUAGGAGGGUUUGUGAACGGUGUGUCCGAUGGAAUUUCGAAUCUGGCCAAUCUGCUGCCCACGGGGACGUUUCUGGCCUUCACGACCAUAGCUCCAAUUAUUACGGGCAACGGAAAGUGCGACCAGCCUUCGGAGUUAUGGCUCACCAUGGCCACCACUAUCUUCUUCGCGGUCUUCUGUUUCUUCUCCUGCUUCACUGACAGCUUCCAAGCGUUGGACGGCAAAGUGUACUAUGGGGUGGUCGGUCUCGGUGGAUUGUGGACUCCUCAGCUGCCGAUCGCCCUCCAGCCCACGGACUCGGAGCGGAUCUCAGCGAUGAUGUGGUGCGGAACCUGCCAGCUUUUGUUUCUAUACUUGUUAGUGUGGUCUUCGCAACAUUUCCGUCGACAAGGCAUGGUAUCGGAUUUCCCGUCUCGCCGGCCAAGAGCAGCGCUAGCCAGGCAAACUAAGCUCUAACCCAAGACUCCGGUGCAGAAAGUUUUGUAACGACGCUUGAAUCGCGAAAGUUUCUAACCGAGUUCCGCUUACCCGGCUCAGAGUCCAAGAUAGAGUAGACGCAGAGCUUUAAAUCUAUUCCAUAAGAUUGAUCAACUUGGUCGAAUGUUGAUCUGGACAGUCAGAAACAUAUGUCGUAGUAAUCCCAUUGCCCUUGUGCAGAUUCUGUCCAUAUCGUCACCUUCAUGUUGUCGUUCCUCGUACAAUAAAACUGAGAGAAAAUCUCAGAUCACUUCACUAUGCAGCAGUUGCA